Molecule: messenger RNA, 5622 nt
Organism: Xiphophorus maculatus (southern platyfish)
Lineage: Eukaryota; Metazoa; Chordata; Actinopteri; Cyprinodontiformes; Poeciliidae
Product: centromere protein F-like
Exons: 18
Coding region: 204-4898 (1564 amino acids)
Biological process (GO): regulation of G2/M transition of mitotic cell cycle; mitotic cell cycle; metaphase chromosome alignment
Cellular component (GO): spindle pole; nucleus; chromosome, centromeric region
Molecular function (GO): microtubule binding; dynein complex binding
Source: RefSeq, a predicted model, not a curated record
CCCGGGUUCUGUUGGGUUAUCAGUGGGACAGAUCCCGCGGUCUUUUGCAGCUCAUAUAAAAGCUGUCAACGUUCGGGUUGAGUUCUGUCCCGUUUCAGGUUUGCUGUUUGACUCCGUGGACGCCGGAGUUUGGCUCCGUGACCACCGAGCGUCCCCGGCGGAUCUUUGUGACGCUCUGAAGUGGAUGGCCCAGACGGACAGAGAUGAGCUGGGCUGAGGAGGAUUGGACGGUGGGCCUCUCUGGGAGGGUCCUGCAGAAGGUGAAGGAGCUGCAGGUGUUUAAGGAGCGACUGUCCAGAGAGAACAAGCAGAAGCAGCUGCAGCUGGACAACAUUCAUACCAACCUUGAAAAACAAACAGCGAAGUAUGAGGCGGUCCGUGGGGAGCUGCAGUUUGUUCAGAGAGAUCUGCAAAGCGUUCGGGAGGAGGCCGAGGCGGCCGUGAUCGGCAAAGAGCGCCUCGCCCAGGAACUUCACACCAAGCAGGCCCAGGUCUGCUCUCUGGAGGGGCAGCUCGACGCGGCUCGUAACCAAAACAUCCACCUCAGCCAAGAAAUCAAGAGAUUGGAAGCUGAGCUGGAAAAGCUGCAGAACAGCAGCCGGCGCGCAGACACCACUCUGUUUUCCACACCCUGCUGGACUGCAUCCUCACCCUGGGAACACAAUGGGAGCAGACAGGAAGACAGAUCCAGGCAGCGGGAUGAAGGACAGAGCCGGGGUCAUCAUAUCAGACAGCGGCUCCAGUUUUCAGAAGCGUCCGCACCUUCGCUGCCUCGACAGCAGCACAAGAGCACACCGCUCCGCCACCCAUCCGACCAGUCGGAUGUCUUUUCCACACCUUCGGCAGUGUUUCCAUGGGAACGAGAUGACUCUGGACCUGCAUCCAGAAGACGACCCGCGUCUUCUCCUCAGGCGCCGAGCCCUGAGGUCCUGAAUCAAGGCCGAUUGGACCGGAGUUCUGAAGAAAAGGUCCACAAGAUGGAAACAGACAUAUCUUCAUCAGAGCUGCAGAGUCGUCUCUCGGCUCUGGAGGACCAGCUGUCUGAGAAGGUCGGGAAUCUGAAGACGGUCCAGAAUGAAAUGGGGCUGAUGAAGAAGGAGCUCGCUGUUAAAGAGCUGGACCUGCAGAAAACCCAGGUGGAGCUCAACAUGGCGCACACACGGAUGGCUCAGGACAAAGAACGGGUAUCAGAAGCCGAGCACAAGCUGAAGCAGCUUCAAGAGGAGCUCAAGUGCCAGAGGCAAAAUGCAGAGAGCAGUCGGCUUCAGCACCAGCAGCGCACCAAGGAGCUGGAGAAAGUGCAUCAGAAGGAUUUGGCGGAGCUGCAGAAGGAGAGGCAGUGUGUGGAGAAGCAGCACCAGCAGGAGGUGAAUAAGCUGAACCAGGAGCUGCAGCAGGCCAGGUCGCUCCACAAUGCUAUGCAGGCCCAGGCUGACAAGCUAACUCUGCAGAAGCAGGCAUUGGACAAAGAGCUGGACUCUCUGAAGGAGAAGCUGAAGUGGACGGAGGAGCAGCUGAAGGAGAGCCAGAAGAAAGAGACUCAGACACAAGCCAAGCUGACGGAAGCCGUACGUGAGGCGGAGGGUGUGGCAGUAACCCUGGAGCAAAGCAGGAAGAGAGAGCGAGCUCUGGAGGAGGAGGGGAGGAAACUGCAGGAGGAGCAAGCUGACACCCUGCGUCUCCUCAAAGAACUGCAGGAACAAAAAGCUCCUGCAGCUUCGACUCAGCCUGCACCGUUUGGACCCGUUGGACAGAGUUUUUCCUCUCUGUCUCGAGCCGCAGCCCACAGGAGGACCGCAGCUUCCCAGUCAGAGCAGAACAGGGAUGGGAGCAGGGCGGAGGUCACAGCAGCAUGUCCUUCUGCCAGAGAGCCUGGGGAGGGAAUCGAAGCUGAGCAGAUCAGCAUCACAAACUCUGAGCGUCAACAGAAAGUGGGGCAAAGAGAAGAAGCUGAUAAAGAUGGAGAGAGCCGGAGAAACAGCGCAGAUAGAGCAACAACUGCUGAACACCCAGCUGCGACAGGAGGUCUGAAGAUCGAACAUGCACAACUUCCUAAAUCUGAUGAACCCGCUUCAUCUCAGGAAUUCAAGAGGGAGAACGACAGCCUCCGCUCGGAGCUCCGCGAUGUCCGUGAAGAACUCCAGAGAAGGCUGGAGGACCUGGAGGCCCAGCGGCGGGCCGAGACGGAAGCGAGGACGCGCCUCAAACAGCUCAGCCGCAAGCACUCCACCCAGGUGGCGGAGAGGGAGGAGAGAGAGAAGGACCUGAAGGUAAAGCUGGAGAAUGAGAAGGCUGAGACGGAAAGGCUGAAGAAGAGCGUUGCUGCUUUGGAGGCAGAGAUGAAGAGAAGCAGAGAGGAGGCAGAGAAGGAGGAGAAGCAGGAAGAGGAGACGAGUACCACUCAAAACGACAGAGAGAGUGAGCUUGUCGAGCUGAACAUUCAGCUGAAAAAUCAGCUGGCAAUGGUGAAAGCUCAGCUAGCUUUGGAACGAGAGGAACGAAAGACGGAGGAAGAGGAGAGAAACCAAAGGAUGAACACAGAUUCUGAUGUGAACACAGAGCUGAGCGUGAAGCUCGCAGAGAUCAUGGCUGAAGUCAAGGAGCUGAAGCACAGACGAGAAGAAGACUCAGUGGAAGAUGAGAAGCUUUCCACCUCCAGCAGCCCCCUACCCAGCCUUCCUGACGACGAACUCACCUCCAACACCGGUUGCUCUGACAACAGUCUCCUCUCCUCCCCAGAGGAGCACCUCCUCUUCUGCGAGUCUACCAACCAACGCAACGCUCUCCUGUCCACAGAAACUGAAGACAUUCUCCAUCUCAGCGGUCAAACAACCAAAGAAACAUUGGAUCAGAUCAAGCUUUCUUCAUCAGACCUCCAGCGGGAUCAGCCCCCAACCUCUGACCUCACUAAGGUGGUGGAGAUACUGCAGAAAAAGUGUGCAAAGGAGUCAGAGCGGGCCAAAAAGUACAGAGAUAAAUUUGAGGCCCUGCAGAUCCAGGUAACGCGUCAGACCAAAGAGCUGACCACUGCCUUCGAGAAGCAGAGUCAGCACAUCUUAGGCCUUCUUGCUGAGCUGCAGGAGAAAGAGAGCGCCCUCUUGAGCCAGGGAGAGGAAUUGAAGCAAUGCAAGCAAGAGUUGAAAGAACUGAAGCAGGAACAAAUCAAUGUGGCAACGCUGACAGCUGACAGAGAGACUGAAGAGAGAAAGAGAGAUGAAGAGCUUACAGAGAAAUCAAAACUUAUACAAAAAGAAAAGGCUAUUGCUCCUCUUCCCUCUUCAGACUUAAAUAUUCAAAAAGAAACAAUUCAGCCCAGCGUGGAGGAAUGUGAAGCUGAAAUACCUCCACCUGUUGGUGGUGAAGGUGCAGCUGUAACUUCUGGAGAGAGGUCUACAGUCAGUCCAUGUGACUCUGUUGGUGAGGAGGAAGCGAUUCAGCUCAGUCAACAUGGAGAGAGAGUCGACACGUUAGCAGAACUUCAUGUUCUCAGGCAGGAAAAGCAGCUGCUGCAGCAGAGAGUCAGGGAUUUGACUAACAUGGACACCAGAGACCAAACUUCACAGACUGACAGUGAGAAUCAGAACAACACAGAAAACACGGCCUGCUUGGCAGGGGAAGAUCUGCUCAAGAAUGAGGCAGCGACAGACCAGCAGCUGCUAAUAAAUCUGAAGAGGAGCAAUGAUGAAGGUCAAGAUUUGGAAGGAGAAAACACAAGCAGCAUGAGUGGUGAAAGAAACGCAGAGGACAUGACUGAGAUUCAGAUAAACCGCCUGCAGGAACAGGUGGAGGCGCUGCAGAGACGAGUCAGGACUCUGACUGAGGAGACCGAGGUCCAGGCCCAGGAGCUCGCCUUAUGGAGACUAGCGUCCCAGCCCGCCUCGGCAGUCCAACACUUACUCACCAACGCAGAUGAUGAGAGCGAAAUGCUGCGACGCAUUCCUGCUGCCAGUCGGCCUGAACCCACAGAAGAGCCGACCAAACGCCUCGCUCAGACCGGCCACAGCCAGGUCCAGAAGAACCCGGACGUGGUCACGGUCAUCAGGGAGGAUGAAGUAUCGCUCUGCUGCUCCUCUAGAAAGCUGCAGGGUCGCCUGCUGUUCUCCAGGCUUCAGAACAGCAGCCUUCCUGAACCAAAGAGCCUCCGUUUGCCUAAGAAGUCUCUUCAGGAACAGACCCGGAGCGGUGCAGAGUUUGACCCGGAAUCUGAAAAAGAAAACCAGGAGAUAAACUUGCAUUGGUCAGAAAGUUAUCCAGAACAAAACAAAUUGAAAAAAGAUGCUAAACUCAUCCAAGUGUCAUCGCAGAAGAUUGCUCAACACCAUGGAGCCAAAGAUCUCAGCAUCUCAGGAUCAAGUCUAAGCAAAGUGCAACAUUUCUACACAGAAACUCAACAGACCAAACUGGACUCCUUCAGAGGAGCCGGUGACUUUGAAACACCGAUUUACCCCGGCGACAGUAAUAUGAAGGUAGAAGCUGUGAGUGUCGGCAGUCAAACUGAGGGCAGUUUGCUUCCUUGUGGAGUUUCUACGGCGUCUGCAGCCACUCAGACUGAGCAGGACUUCAGUGAUGAGGAAGAGUCAGUCGAAUCUCCUCCUGUUUCUCCCGUUUCUUCAGCGGAGAAGAUGGAAGCAGGGGAGAAAAUGUUGCUCUCAGGUUCUUUUCCCAUCCCGUCCGAUCCGGCUCGUCUCGCUGAAAGGAUCCGCCGCAACAGGACGCAGCUGUCGGCCGCCUUCGAUGACACGGAGUACGAGCCGUACGGCCUGCCAGAGGUCGUCAUGAAAGGUUUUGCUGACAUCCCCACCGGCCCGUCGUGCCCAUACAUUGUGAGAAGAGGUUUGUUAGGAACAGUUCAACCUUUGUCUAAGAAAGAACCGCGAGAAGACGAGGAGACAGAUUAAAGCAAAGCAUCAGAUCUAGCAGGAGGAGCUGGUCACUUUGGGAGGAUUCUCUCCUCUGUUUGUUACCCUGCAGGUAACUGGGCCUGACGAGCUGCACUCCUCCACCUCGGUUCUGAACGGCUUUAAUUGUCCCAAGUUCACCCUGAAGUUGCUGUGCAGAGACUCUGCCGGUAAUCCACACCCACCUGUGUAAUCAGACUGUAGGUUUGGGAUUUAGUGACGUUUGUUUCUGUUCUUGAACCUCUCCUCCAAAAGGAUUGUUUUGUUUUCUUCCCACUCCUGCGUCGGGGGGCUUCAGCUUACCUUGAAUUGAACAGUGCCUCGUCGACGUUUUUCUAAACCUGUCCAGAUAAGCUUGACUUGUUUUCCAAGAGGGUCGAUCCAAAAGUGAGAACACGUUUAAAAUUUUCCCGUUUCAACUUGGUAAGCUUUUUUAUUUAUGGACACUUGAAUGUGUUUUAUUAGUGCGUGGGAGGGAUGAACGUUUACAGAAGUGUGUGUGAAAAACAUUAGCUGUGAAAAUUAACAUGCGUGUCCUCAUCUUGAUGUCACUGUUUGUAUAUACAGUAAGUGGGCGUGUGUGCUGGGUGAGCACACGUCUAUGAGUCAGUGUAACCUGCCCUGGUUUCCGCUCCAUGUAUGGAGAUGCACACUGAGCUCCUUCUCUCCUCUCUGUCCUGCUAUGCUUCCCCGUCCUACACUAACAAACACUCUAACACUAGCU